Molecule: messenger RNA, 3702 nt
Organism: Daucus carota subsp. sativus
Lineage: Eukaryota; Viridiplantae; Streptophyta; Magnoliopsida; Apiales; Apiaceae
Exons: 9
Coding region: 398-3541 (1047 amino acids)
Biological process (GO): protein phosphorylation
Molecular function (GO): ATP binding; protein kinase activity; protein binding
Source: RefSeq, a predicted model, not a curated record
UAAUCCUUAUUAUAUUUUAUUAUUAUUAGCAGAGAAAAUUGAAGAUCGAACCGAAGUUAGUCGAUAAAAAUGGAGGUUUAUCUUUUACUUUUAUUGACGGAGGAAAUUGGAGAUAAGAGUCGAAACCAGUGGACAGAAUUCAUAAGACUGUCGGAAGAGGAAAAAUGCUUCGUACACAGAUAUACAGAAUCCAACCACUUGAAUCCCCCCAACCCUUUCUCCUACCUCUAGUGAAGCAGAAUGGUUUCAUGUUCUUUGAUCGAUUAGUUAUUUCUCUCCGUUUGUAUCUCUUUCUCCAAUGUUGGUCUCAAUUACACAAGAUUGUUUUCCAAGGUAGUAAAUUACUAUUGGAGUAGUUAGAUGUAAUACAAUUAUACGCAUCACACACUUAAAAUCGAUGGAGUCCAAGUCAAAGCCCGAGAAAGCACGAUAUCCGAAGCUCAAAAACCUCGAUUACGAUACUUUUACUUCCAGGGGGACGACCUCUGACUUUGAUGAUCGCAGCUUUCGAGUCUUGGGGAUUGAUGGAGAGUUUGAUGCGAUUUUUCAGAGUUUGGGACUCUCCGGACCCGAUGAUUUUGCGAUUCCUGCUGCUGAUUGGGAGUCGAUGAAGCUCCGAUCUUCUUGGGGUAAAAGCUUUAGAGAUGGUGAAUUGAGUGAUAAGUUUAGUGAGAAUGUUAGGGUUACGGUUAGUAAUGUUAGAGGGAUUAGUGGUGCUCGGCCUCCGGUUUUGACGCCUCCUCCUUGGGAUAUUAUGAGGUUGUUUGCGCCGCAUGGUGAUGAGAAUGUGAAUGUACGUGAUUAUGGUGAUGUGGACAAGGAGUCUGCUAGGAUUAGUAAUGAGAAUAAGUUAAUUGGUAAUGUUGGUGACUAUGAUGACAUGGACAAUGAGUCAUAUUUUUCUGAUGAAUAUGAUUCUUCCAGUAUUACUACAUAUUCUUCCACCACUACUGUAUCUAGAACAACUAUAAGCUCCUGGCAGAAGGGAAGGCUGCUGGGACGUGGCUCGCUCGGGUCAGUAUAUGAAGGAAUUACCGAUGGUGGCUUCUUCUUUGCUGUGAAAGAAAUUUCUUUGCUCCAUCAGGGAAGACAAAGUAUUUCCCAACUUGAACAGGAAAUUCAUCUUCUGAGUAAAUGCGAGCAUGAAAAUAUUGUUCGAUAUCUUGGUACUGAACAGACUGAAUCAAAUCUUUAUAUCUUUCUUGAAUUGGCAAGCAAAGGAUCUCUUUUGAGUCUCUAUCAGCAGUAUCACUUUCGAGAUCCCCUAGUCUCUGUUUACACAAGGCAGAUAUUAAAUGGUCUGAAGUAUUUGCAUGAUGGAAAUGUUGUUCACAGGGAUAUCAAAUGUGCAAAUAUAUUGGUGGAUACUAAUGGGACGGUGAAACUCGCUGACUUUGGUUUAGCAAAGUCUUCUAAGUUGAAUGAUGUGCAAUCCUGCAAGGGAACAGCUUUCUGGAUGGCUCCUGAGGUUGUUAAUAGGAGCCGGAGUUAUGGGCUAGCAGCAGAUAUAUGGAGUCUAGGGUGCACUGUUUUGGAGAUAUUGACUGGUCAACACCCUUACUACCCUCUGGAUGCUAUGCAGGCAGUAUAUAGGAUUGGGAAUUGUAUCCCGCCACGUGUUCCUGAAUAUAUCUCUAUAGAGGCACGAGAUUUCAUCCUCAAGUGCCUACAAGUUAACCCAUCUUCUCGUCCCACAGCUGCUCAGCUGUUGAAUCAUCCUUUUGUGAAGAAAUCAUUUCAUUACGGAGAAGUUGUUUCAGCUCAAGGUAAGUCUAGGCCAGUUAUAAGCUCUUGGGAGAAGGGGAAGCUAUUGGUACUUGGCUUGUUCGGGUCGGUAUAUGAAGGAAGUGCUGAAAUGGAAGUACUACUAGACUUCCAUAAAAGUGAGGGUAGUCUUCUUGACAUUACAGACUUAUUUAGUCUGUUGGAAAAUGGAGUGCAAUAUGAAUUCCUCAAAUCCAAAUCUGUAGCAGUGAGGAGCCUUAAGGUGAUCUCCAUAAGUAAUUCCCAAAUCCCCGAGAUUCCAGAUAAUUUAAGCUUCCCAGAUCUCGAAGAGUUAUAUCUGCAUUCAAACCUUCAUUUGAGUUAUAUUCCUCCUUCAUUCUUUAAGCAUAUGCCAGCUCUGAAAGUCCUAGAUAUGUCAGACACAAGUAUUAAAAAUUUGGCGCCACCUGUUUUUGAAUUGUUCGCACUGGAACAACUUAUUUUGCGACGUUGUGAACUUCUGAUGGAACUGCCACCUGAAAUCAGUGCCCUUACGAAUCUCAAAGUGUUGGAUCUUGAAGGAACUGACCUUGUUUGUUUACCAGAUGAACUCAAAGAGUUAACUAACUUAAAGUGUUUAAAGAUUUCCUUGUAUGAUGCUGAGAGCUACAGAAAAAGCAAGAAAAUAGUUUCCAUAAUCCCGGCGGCAGUACUGUCAAAACUCAGUCGGUUGAAGGAACUAAGCAUAGUUGUUGAUCCACAGGAUGUCUGGUGUAAUGCUGCAAUGAAGGCUAUCAUUGAAGACCUGCCUAGUCUGAGAAAACUAAAAACUCUCAAGUUGUAUCUCCCAACUACUGAACUUCUUAAUGAUCUCGUGGAGCUUAAGUGGAACAACGAUGACUUGCCUAUCUACCAAAAUUUAUCAAAUUUCAAUUUCAUUAUUGGUCCUUGUUCUCAGCAUUUCAUAUCUCGUCUUCCAAGUGACCUUGAGGAGGAGUUCCUGAAAUUAAAGAAGUGUCUAAAAUACAUUAAUGGCGAGGACAUCACGACUCAGUUUGCUGAAGCACUGAAACAUGCAAAUGCUUUGUAUCUAGAUCGUCACUGGACUAUGCAGAAUCUCUCCAUCUUAAAGGAAUCUAAUGAGUUGAAGUUCUGCUUGUUGGUGGAUUGCAAUGAGAUGCAAGUUGUUUUUGAUGGUAGUGACUUUAAUCACAGGGUAGCUAACAAAGGAGAGAAUCUUCUUUCAUUGCAAUACUUGGCCAUUCACUACCUAAAGAAUUUAGAGGUAAUCUGGAACGGGCCAGGUACUGGAUGUUGCUUGCGUACUUUGAGGGUACUGGUCCUGCAUAUGUGCCCAAACUUGACCACCGUUUUCACUCCAGUGCUACUAGGAGAUCUACAUAACUUGCAAGAAAUAAUAGUUGAGGAUUGCUGCAAAAUCACAAACCUAAUAGCUGAAGACUCGACUCAAUUGACAUCUAAAGAAACUCUCCCUGGAUUAAAAAAAUUGUCACUUCUCUACCUACCCGAGUUGGUGAGCAUAUCUAGUGGCUUAAGCAUUGGUUCGGAACUGGAAAAUCUAGUCAUUUAUGAUUGCCCGAAGCUAAAAAGACUUCCUUCCCUGGGAAUGUGCAAUAAAGAUUUUAUAGAAAUUAGAGGAGAGAGUGAAUGGUGGGAUGCUUUGAAAUGGAAUACACCAGAAUGGGAUGGUGGCCAACCUCAUUAUCUACGUCGCGCAUUCUCUGAACUUGACACAGACGAAGAUUAUCUGGAUGAGUUUGCACUGCAAUAUAGAAAUUCACUGCGCCUCUUUGUGGAAGAAUGUGCUGCUAAUUAACAUGGUAGCUUAUCAUUCAAUCUUCUUUUAUAUGUUCAUUACAUGUAAAUGGUUCAUCAGUUGCCUCCUUGAAAACUUUAAUUUGGUUGUUGUAUGCACUUCUCUUUAUAAUUUUAUGAAGAUAUGUUACUGAGUAUAAAAAUAUAUUUACAAAAUCAUAA